Messenger RNA from Protopterus annectens (West African lungfish), 6715 nucleotides. RefSeq names its product RLF zinc finger (gene RLF). Bases 200 to 6538 code for a protein of 2112 amino acids. Gene Ontology annotation, biological process: regulation of transcription by RNA polymerase II. NCBI's taxonomy places the organism in Eukaryota, Metazoa, Chordata, Ceratodontiformes, Protopteridae. The transcript is spliced from 6 exons. Gene Ontology annotation, molecular function: DNA binding; DNA-binding transcription factor activity, RNA polymerase II-specific. The record is from RefSeq and is a predicted model, not a curated record. Gene Ontology annotation, cellular component: nucleus.
UUUUGAAUUACUGCUGUCUGUACCAGAGAGUGAGUUACCUUCGGAGGUAUGGCUCCAGUUUCAGCAGUCUAUUCAGGAAUCACAUGAUGCCCUGUUGGAAUUUGGCAAUGAUGACCUGCAGUCUUUGGUUGAUAUUACCAGGGAAGGUGGUGUCUGGAAAAAUCCGGUUCUCCUUGGCAUUCUUUCUCAGAAUAAGCAGAUGCCUGAAGAAGUUACUAAAUUUAUUUUGCAAGAAGGGCCUUCAUUCCUUCAGAUGCGAAUAAAGCACUUAAUGAAAGCCGGCUGCUUUGAACAAGCUAUGUUACUGUCUAAAGCAUGCACUGAAUCUGUAGAGAAUGAAAGCAAGCCUACUUUCCAGCAGGCAUACAUCACAUGCUUGUGCAACAUGUUACCCAGUGAAGAGGCAAUUAAGGAAAUCUCACAGGUGGAGAGCAAACAAGUCCUGGACAUCAUCUGUAACUUGGAAGCAGAAGGGCAAGAGAGCACAGCUUUCAUACUGUGUACAACAUAUCUCACUCAGCAGCUUCAGAAUGGAGAUUCAGAUUGCUCUUGGGAACUGACACUCUUUUGGAGCAAGUUACAGAGGAGAAUGGAUCCUUCCAUAGAAUCUUUUCUGGAACGUUGUAGACAGUUUGGACAAAUUGCCAAGACAGUACCACAUCUGUUUUUUCUUCUGAAGGUUAUUCAGGCCGAAGCGGAAGAUGCUGGUCUGGCAGCCUCAAUUUGGCUUUGUGUUAGAGCACUUCAGAUUCAGUCAAGUAGUGAUGCUGAAAUGAAGACAUCAGUUUGCAAAACAAUUGCAUGUCUAUUGUCUGAAGACCUGGAAGUUAAAAGAGCUUGUCAACUUACUGAAUUUUUACUUAAUCCUUCCACAGAAGUAUAUAACUCUUUAGAAGAGCUUUACUUAAUACCAGAUAGAAAAUAUGAUGAAGAAAAUGCAUUAAUUCCUAAUUCAUUGCGUUGUGAACUACUGUUGGCUUUAAAAGCACAUUGGCCAUUUGAUCCUGAGUUCUGGGACUGGAAAACUCUAAAGCGACAUUGUCUUAAACUGCUGGGUGUUGAGCCACAUGAACAGUCUGACAGUGACCAGAACAGUCAUGAUGUAAGCGAAUCCAAACUUUUACAAGAACUUCUUAGUGAAAAGGAGCCUGCUACAGAACAGUCUGAGACAGAUGUGAAAACAUGUGAUACCACAGAUCAGCCAGAGAGAAUAAGGAAGGCAAUAGGAACAUCUAAAAGGUAUCAGCGGUGGCUUCAGUACAAGUUUUUUUGUCUUAUGUGUCAAAGAGAAGUGAUAGAGGCUAGAAUAUUGCAUCAUUCUAAAAUGCAUAUUAAAGAUGGAGUUUAUACUUGCCCAGUCUGUGUUAAAAACUUUUUUAAAAAGGAAGUUUUUGUCCCACAUGUAAUGGAGCAUGUUAAGAUGCCUCCAAAUAGACCUUGUCCAAGAAAGAAGGUCUUGCCUAAAAAACCACGGAGGUUUCAGAGAUGUUCAAGACGUAGGAAGGUCAUUCAAGAGCCUGUGGAAGAAGCAACUGUUGAAGCUGAAGAUUAUAUCACCUUCAGCCAUAUUGAAAAUAAUUUUCAGUUACAAGGUCAUGAUAGUUAUCCAUGCCCUGCAACAGAUUGUACAAGAGUUUUAAAACAGUUUAAAUAUGUAAGUAUUCAUCUAAAAAAUGACCACAAAGCCAGUGAUGAAAACGCAAGGCACUACCUAGAAAUGAAGAACAGAAGAGAGAAGUGUUCAUAUUGUAGACGCCAUUUUAUGACUGCUUUCCAUCUGCGUCAGCAUCAAGUCAUUCAUGUUGGACCUAAUCCAUAUAUGUGCAUUUCCUUGGGUUGUGAUGCCAGAUUUGACUCCGUUAAUGAACUUCUCAGCCACAAGCAGAAUGAUCAUGAUGAGUUGCAUUAUAAGUGUGAGCUAAAAGACUGUGAUCUUAUUUUUGGUGAUUUAGGGCAGCUUUAUCAUCAUGAAGCUCAGCAUUUCAGAGAUGCAUCUUAUGCAUGCACUUUCCUUGGUUGCCGAAAAUUCUACUUCUCUAAAAGGGAAUAUCAGAGUCAUAUUUUAACACAUGAAGAACCUACAGUUAAUUCAGGUGACUAUGUGCAGAAACUUGGUUUAAGCGAAACAGAGCAGUCUGAACAAAAACUUAAUACCAGCUAUUGUAAUCCUCCACUUCAGGCCCAGCCUCUCCCUCAAGUAAAUUGUAGGGUGCCUGAUGAGCUUGAUCUAAGUGUCACCAAACAAAAAGCCUCUGACUUCUUAACUGACAACAUUGCUGAAAGUAAUGUUGGUGAGCUUUUUGCCUCUCAGAAGUUGAUGGCACUGUGUUUGCCUAAAGAAGAAAUUAAAGCAGUAUCUGAACCAUCUGAAGAGAAAAGGCUCCCAGGCCGAAACAUGAAACGUAUAGUUCGAUAUGGUAGGAAAAGUACUGCUACAGUAAGUGCUUGCUUUGAUGGCAAAAAAUUCACCUGUGGGUAUGAAAAUUGUGGUAUAGUGUUCAGACGAGCAAGAGACAUGCAGAAACAUAUCCAGAUGUCUCACAGGCAUUUCAAAUCCAGAAGGCGUGCAGGUAUGCCAGUAAGAGAGAAGGGGCGUUCCAUUCAAAGAACCAGUCGAAGGAACGUUAGAAGAACUUCAUCCAAGUCUGAUUUUCAGGAAAGCAGUUUAAAAUUUAGUAGAAAUUCAACUGAAGAGUCUAGUUACAAUUCUGAUAGUGGGUCUUGCCAUCGACUUGCCUGCAGUACAACCUCUGUGUCAAAGAGUGCUAAUAUUGAAGAUGUUGUGAUGGAAUUACUUCUUGGUAUACAGCAGUUAAGUCUAAAUAAUGUUUGUAGUUCAGAUUCUUCCACUUCAGUAAGUAAAAGAUUCUCAGUCGCAUCAAAAACAAAUCGCGCUAAUACUUCAAGAAGUUUGUCUGCCAAUGUAAGGAAAUGUACUUCUCGACAGCAGAAGCGGGACAAGGUUCCUAAUCCUGCUGAGCAGGAAAAACCAUUUUUCUGCCAGCAUCCAGGAUGCCAAUAUGCAACUGUGACCAGAGAAACUUUACGUGUUCACUACAUCAGGAAGCACAAUUACCAGAAUGAAAGAAUUCGUCAGUUGGAAAUGUUCCGCUGCAAGUUUUCUCCAUUUCAGUGUCACAUUUGCAAAAAAACAUUUACAAGAACAGCUCAUCUUCGAAUUCAUUACAAGAACAAGCAUCAUAUGAAAAAUGAUGAGGUGUUGAAUAUGAAUUUCACAGUUCUAAAGUUUGGUGAAUGCUCUGCAGUACCAAAAUCAUCUGUGAGACGGAGAUUAAAACCAAGGUCUGGGAACCGCACCAGUCCUGCGCAAGUUUGUAAUAGUGGUGGUGCUAAUACUGAAAACCAAGAAAAAUAUCAACCUCGUAAUAUUAAGAAUAUUGAUAGUGAGACUGAUACAGUCAGUGAGGUAUCUUCUGAGGAGCUGGUUAACAGUUUAGCUGUAAAACCUGCUGUAGUUUCAACGUUGGAAAAUCAAGAGGAUCAGGAAGCAAGAGAAGGAAGAGGAAGCAAGAGGACUGUUGCCAGAGGAAAUUUAUGCUAUAUGCUGGACAGAUAUCAUAAGCCCUUCCAUUGCAUUCACAAAGGCUGCAACUCUUCUUUUACUAACCAGAAGGGGCUGAUUCGUCAUUAUAGGUCUGUGCACAUGUACAACAGAGAGCAGCUCUGUUUGGAGGAAGAUAGUACUGAAACAAAGAAGGACCUUGUUAAAUCCAAAAGAAUGUUGACAUGUAAAUAUAAAGAUUGUAACAAACGCUUUUUAUGUGCAAAAGCUCUUGCUAGGCAUUACAUAGAGUUCCAUUGUCUUGAUUAUGGACAAGUAGAAGAGAUGAUCACCCUGGGUGCAACAGCAAAAUUUGCUUGUAGUAGCCCAGGUUGUACAUCCAGCUUUUAUACCAACAGCAGCCUAAAGCGUCACUUGCUGUAUGUCCAUAAUAGUGGUGACAGUGUAAGAACUAAUGAAAAUGUUAUUCAUCAUUGCAAUUUUAGUGGGUGUGAAAGAUCUUUUGUGCUGUACUUUAAUUAUGUACAACAUGUCUUCUAUCAACACAAAGAACAUUAUGAGGCACUAAUUGGUGAACCUGUGCCAAGUGAUAUAAACAAGCUUCGUGAUGGCAGUGUACUUGGCGUAAAAGAAACUAGGUUGAGUUCAGGUGAAAAUACACAGACUUUGCAGUCAGAUAGAAAUAAACAGAUACAUAAGGCAUUUCUGCAGUCUUGGGAGUACAAACAAAAUCAUGACUCUCUUUUGAAACUAAGUGAAAUGAAAAACCUUGACUCUGUCUUUCAGUCAAGAAAAAAUAAGCAGAUGAAAGAACUGUUUUCACCAUCUCAUAGUCGACAAAAUUCAGAAUUAACUUUGCAGUUGGUAGAACGCAGCAGAAAGAAACCUCGCACUGAAGGAAGAAGGGGUGAUAAAGUCAAAAUAAGUGAGUUAAAGUUAAGAACUAGAGAGGACGCUCUUAAAAAGUGCGUUGAUAGGCCACAGAAAUUACUGUAUCCUUGUUUGUUUGAAGGCUGCCCCUCUGUGGUCACACUGGAAAGUAGUAUCUAUAGGCAUUAUAAACGCUCACAUCAGUUAAGGGCUUCAUUUCUGGAGAAGCAUGCUGAUACGCUCAUAAUGGUUGUGAGUAGAAAUGAUGAUCAGCUCAUUUAUGAACAGAGUGAUGCCCAGGAGUUGCCGGUAAUGCAUAGUUGUGUUACUCAGGAGGAGCAGGUAAUACACAGUAAUCUUACGCAGGAGGAACAUGUUACACAUGGCCAUGUUGCCAAGAAAGACUGGGUCACACAUGAUCAGGUUGCACAUAAGGUUACCCAGGAUGAGCGAGUUACCCAAGAGGAGCAGAUUAGACAUGAUCAAGUUACCCAAGACACACCAGCUACACACAGUCAGGUUACAGUGGAUGAGCAGAUUACAUAUAAUCAAUUUACCCAAAGUCAGACUACUGGAGAGGUACAAAACCUUGCCUGCUCACUUAUAAGCGAUGGCCAGCUCACAAAGUCCACAUCACUGAAUAAAGAGGAGGAGAAUGCACAACCAUCAUCUCCGUGUGGAAGCCAUGGUAAAAGUAGCACUGUUGAAGAGACUGGAAGUUGCAGCCAAGGACAUGCUUUACAUAGCCAUGGAAAUGAACCAUCAGACAUAAAAGAAUGCAGCUUCAUACAAGGAUCACUUAAUAGUCAAGAGCAAGUUGUACAGGAUAGAGAAGUUGAGAUGAUGCAAUAUGAAGCAAGGUCUCCUGUAAAAACAAAAUCUGAAACAGAACAAACUACUGAAAUGGAUCCCCCUCUUGUUCAAAGUUCAGCUUUAGAUGCUGAUGAAAGUAAGAGCUGUGCUGGUUCUCAGACCAAGGCCUUUGAUUUAAAGGAUUUCAGGCCAAUGGGAUUUGAGUCUUCCUUCCUCAAGUUCAUUCAAGAGUGUGAGGACAUCGAUGAUGAGGAUGAUUUGGAAGACAGCAUUCCUUGUGGAUCUCCUAAGCAGUGCUCGUAUGAUCAUAAUGAGCCAGUAGAUAUUACCUUUAAAGAAGAAAACAUAAUUGAAGACUCUGUGCAAGAAGCCAGUCAGUGUGCUGACAUGUCUGCUGAGGCUGGUCAGUGUGCUGGCAUAUCUGCUGAGGCUGGUCAGUGUGCUGGCAUGUCUGCUGAGGCUGGUCGGUGUGCUGGCAUGUCUGCUGAGGCUGGUCAGUGUGCUGGCAUGACUGCUGAGGCUGGUCGGUGUGCUGGCAUGACUGCUGAGGCUGGUCGGUGUGCUGGCAUGAUUGCUGAGGCUGGUCGGUGUGCUGGCAUGUCUGCUGAGGCCGGUCAGUGUGUUGGUGUUGGCAUGUCUGCUGAGGCCAGCCAGUGUGCUGGUGUUGGCAUGUCUGCUGAGGCCAGUCAGUGUGCUGGUGUUGGCAUGUCUGCUGAGGCCAGUCAGUGUGCUGGUGUUGGCAUGUCUGCUGAGGCCAGUCAGUGUGCUGGUGUUGGCAUGUCUGCUGAGGCCAGUCAGUGUGCUGGUGUUGGCAUGUCUGCUGAGGCCAGUCAGUGUGCUGGUGUUGGCAUGUCUGCUGAGGCCAGUCAGUGUGCUGGUGUUGGCAUGUCUGCUGAGGCCAGUCAGUGUGCUGGUGUUGGCAUGUCUGCUGAGGCCAGUCAGUGUGCUGGUGUUGGCAUGUCUGCUGAGGCCAGUCAGUGUGCUGGUGUUGGCAUGUCUGCUGAGGCCAGUCAGUGUGCUGGUGUUGGCAUGUCUGCUGAGGCCAGUCAGUGUGCUGGUGCUGGCAUGUCUGCUGAUAAAAAUGGGUUAUCAGAGAAUGCAUUCCCUCUUCAACCUUUAGUAGGAACUACUGAAUCUCCAGCAGUACUGUCCCUACAGAACUUAAGGACCAUAUUGGACAAGGCACUGACGGACUGUGGAGAUCUUGCCUUAAAGCAGUUACAUUACUUACGACCAGUAGUAGUUCUUGAGAGAUCAAAGUUUUCCAGCAGCCCUCUUGUAGACUUGUUUCCAACAAAAAAAAAUGAUGAACUUUGUGUGGGAAGCUCUUGAAAGUACUUAUUUUUCAGAAUAAAAUGGUGAGAUAAAUCCAGUGUUGAAUUUUGUUGCCAAAAUUAGAUAAGACUUUUAUACUGUAUGUGAAUAAACCCAAAAGUCCAUUUCUACUGAUUUCAUUCAGUGAGUUUAUGGUAUCUGUAGCAACAGUAUUGAAUAAAAUUUCUUACUCCA